Messenger RNA from Rhodotorula toruloides NP11, 459 nucleotides. RefSeq names its product 40S ribosomal protein s16. Lineage: Eukaryota; Fungi; Basidiomycota; Microbotryomycetes; Sporidiobolales; Sporidiobolaceae. Gene Ontology annotation, molecular function: structural constituent of ribosome; RNA binding. Gene Ontology annotation, biological process: translation; maturation of SSU-rRNA from tricistronic rRNA transcript (SSU-rRNA, 5.8S rRNA, LSU-rRNA). The record is from RefSeq and is a predicted model, not a curated record. The coding region runs from base 1 to 459 and encodes 152 amino acids. The transcript has 4 exons. Gene Ontology annotation, cellular component: cytosolic small ribosomal subunit; ribosome.
AUGUCGGCAACCCAGUCUGUCCAGACCUUCGGCAAGAAGAAGACCGCCACUGCUGUCGCUUUGGCCAAGGAGGGCAAGGGUCUCAUCAAGAUCAACGGUGUCCCCCUCUCGCUCUACGGCACCCCCGUCCUCCGCGGCAAGGUCUACGAGCCCGUCCUCAUCCUCCAGAGCUUCGUCUCGUCGACGACGUCGCUCCCCUCGCCCCUCUCGCGCAUGGACAUCCGCCUCCGCGUCUCGGGUGGUGGACACACCUCGCAGCUGUACGCCCUCCGCCAGGCUAUCGCCAAGGCGGUCGUCGCGUACGUCGCCAAGUACGAGGACGCUGCCUCGGCGCUCGAGAUCCGCAAGGCUCUCGUCGCCUACGACCGUUCCCUCUUGGUCGCCGACCCCCGUCGCUGCGAGCCCAAGAAGUUCGGUGGACGUGGUGCCCGCGCACGCUUCCAGAAGUCCUACCGUUAA